Messenger RNA from Penicillium diatomitis, 1740 nucleotides. Its product is annotated as putative protein kinase. The transcript has a single exon. The record is from RefSeq and is a predicted model, not a curated record. Lineage: Eukaryota; Fungi; Ascomycota; Eurotiomycetes; Eurotiales; Aspergillaceae. Gene Ontology annotation, biological process: transcription elongation by RNA polymerase II; protein phosphorylation; positive regulation of transcription elongation by RNA polymerase II. Gene Ontology annotation, cellular component: nucleus; cyclin/CDK positive transcription elongation factor complex. Gene Ontology annotation, molecular function: cyclin binding; RNA polymerase II CTD heptapeptide repeat kinase activity; cyclin-dependent protein serine/threonine kinase activity. The coding region runs from base 1 to 1740 and encodes 579 amino acids.
AUGGGUGGUCGUGGCAGUCAACCGGGUCCGCGUGACGCACCGAAUGCCCACCUUAACAGUGCUCACUGGACCGCUACCGAUUCUGGCAAUCGGAACGGGAAAACAAGCCCAUGUGGAGAUCAAUCAGGCUCAAAUUUCCCUCCAGAUCGCCCAUACUCCGCCAACAUGCCAGAAUCUCCACGUCGACCUAACAGGGACGAUUGGGCGGCAUCUGAUGAUAGAGUUCCUGAGCUUGGAAAUGGCGGCCGAGAUCGUCCCGCAGAGAGUGAGACCUCAAGUCAGACGAUGCCAGCGCCGAACCGUGACCAGGAACCAUCCACGCCCGCCAACAAAGGCGGCAAAUUCAGCUUCACGUUGAAGCCCAAAGUAACGCCAACGACUGGUCCUAAACCCGUCCCUGACCUCGCACAGCGGAUGCAAGUACGAGGGCCACCGCCUCGUGCUCCGGCAGCCGAACCUCCCACACCUCGCAAUCGAUUGACCAAUGGACCCAUGCCCACAUACAAGCCCGAGCCACGCUUUGAUCGGAGAGACCGUGGCCGUGACCGUGGCCGUGACAAAGGACGUGAGCCUAGAGACCGCCGCGACUUUUGGGAUCAACGAGAGCCAAGAGAUACACAUGGUGAUUUUCGUGAUCGUUGGGAAGAUCGACGGGCUGAAAAUCGUCGAGACCGUCGUAAAAAUGACCGUCGGUCCGAUUUCCGUGAUGAUCGUCGAGCCAAAGCGAUGUCUGAGCCGCAGCGGGAAGCCGAGCUCAAGCCUAGAAGGAUACUAACUCGAUUCAAACCACGCCCAACCAUUUCCGAUGAAUUCGCCCAGGCUGAUUCUGUUUAUUACCGGAAACCUGGCAAUGAGUCCGUGAUUGGCGCUGGCACCUACGGCAAGGUCUUUAAGGGUAUUCAUGUCUACACUCAACGAAAAGUCGCGUUGAAAAAAAUUCGCAUGGAGGGUGAAAAGGAUGGUUUCCCCGUGACCGCCGUGCGCGAAAUUAAGCUUCUUCAACAUCUGCGCAAUGAUAAUGUGGUCAGUCUUCUCGAGGUCAUGGUCGAAAGAAAUGAAUGCUUCAUGGUCUUUGAGUACCUCUCUCAUGAUCUCACUGGUCUUAUCAACCACCCUACCUUCUGCCUCACCCUCCCACACAAGAAGAACCUCGCCAAACAGAUGUUCGAAGGCUUACGCUACCUCCACCACCGAGGAGUCCUUCAUCGAGAUAUAAAGGCUGCCAACAUUCUCAUCAGCAACACGGGUCUGUUGAAGUACGCAGAUUUUGGCCUUGCUCGAUUCUUCUCGAAAAGUCGGCAAGUUGAUUACACCAACCGUGUGAUCACGAUUUGGUAUCGUCCUCCAGAGCUCCUUCUCGGCGAAACCCGAUAUGGUCCCAGUGUGGACGUAUGGAGCGCGGCCUGUGUGUGUAUGGAAAUGUUCACCAAGAAGGCCGUCUUCCCCGGCGAGGGCAGUGAGCUCAGCCAACUCGAUAAAAUAUACCAAUGUUUGGGUACUCCGACUCGAGCUGAAUGGCCGGACCUCGUUGAAAUGCCAUGGUUCCAGCUCAUGCGGCCCACUGAGCGGAAGAAGCGGGUUUUUGAGGAUCUAUAUCGCGAGACGCUGACUCCGGCCGCGCUGGAAAUGGUCACGUCUGUGUUCCAAUACGAUCCCAGCAAGCGGCCAACCGCGGACGAAGUUCUCCAGCACCCAUUCUUCACCUGCGAGUCACCGUCCCCACAGCAAGCCAUUGAGUAA